AUGGGCAAGACCCUGGCAAAAGCUAGGAAAAAGGCUGCAAGAGAAUUACAAGAAAAUGUGAAGAACGGGGUCAGCAACACCCUUCACGGUGGGCCUUUGGCAGUCAUCGCAAAGCGGCUUAAGUACAAGCUCCCGACCAACCCCAAAAAGAAAGUCAAGCUGGUUCCUAUCAUCAGCGAUGCGCUGAACGCAAAGGCAUGGUCAGAGGCGCAAGAACUCCUUGAAAUGCUGGAACGGAUGCAGCACGCUGCUGAGGCCGAGGUUCCCAAGCUGGGCGCAAUCAUGCGCUGGGUCAGGGCAGCGGACCUGGCGGGCACGGAAGCCGUGGCUGCCAAGCUUUUGGCCGCCAUCAUGCGCGUUGCGGCGGGGCCGCAGCCCCACCCUGCCGCCUCGGACGCAAACCCAGACGCCGCGGCCGCCGCCGCGGGCCCCAACGCCGCUGAUCGCGACAACGCUGGCACUAUGCUCCCUGUACGGCGCUUUCCGCCCUGGCGUCCGCCAGAUGCCGCGCCGGGCGAUAUAGCCACCACAUCUGGUGGCGCCGCACAUGCGGACGGGGACAGAGCCCUGCAGGCCGGGGGCACAAUGGCGCCGGCCCCAGGACCGUAUAUUGGCCGCUUCGCUGUCGUACCGCUGCCUCCCGAGUAUGCGGGCACCAACGCGAAUGGCAGCACCGCGGGCAUGGCCGCUGCCAGAGCUGCUGCUGACAGCGGCACCACGCUCCCAAACAUCGCCCGCGACCUGACCAUGUUUUGCACUGAACCCGGAACAAUUCAGUACGACGCCUCGCGCCCGCCAGUGGUUCGUGUAGAGGUGCCAUUCGUACCUGGGGCCUUUACACUAGUGGGGGCAUUGUCGCGGCGCGAAUGCAUGCAGAUCGUGACGUGUGCAGAGGAGAUGGGCUACACCGUUGACCCGGACUACACCUUCUCUGCGGCCGCGCGCGCCGCGGCUGCGGGGUUUGUGUACGGCAUGCCUCAGGGGCCGUUAUACGACCGAGUCGCGCACCUACUGCCGCAGCGCCUCUGCGGUGGUGAUCUGGCCGGCAUCAACGCUCGUUGGCGGCUGUACAGGUACGACAAGGGAGCCGUGUAUCGGCCCCAUGUAGAUGGCGCGUGGCCUGGCAGCGGCCUCAAGGACGGGCGGUACGAGUUCGACGCGUAUGGAGACAGGUGGUCCAGGCUCACUUUUCUGGUCUAUCUGAACGACGAUUUUGAAGGCGGAGCGACAACCUUUUACACCCCAGCACCGCCAGGCAGUGGAUGCUGCCUCGCGGCGCACAGCGUCAAGCCGGUGGCUGGAAACAUUUUGGUCUUUCCACACGGCGACACACAGGGCAGCCUGGUGCACGAGGGAAGCGCCGUGACCCGUGGGUCCAAGUAUGUCAUACGCACGGAGGUGCUUUACAAGCUUGCUCCUGGCGUUAGGGGCGGCGGAGUCGGGGCGCCUCAGCCGGCGAUGCAGAUGCCGGGGGUCAUAUCCAUGGCAGGCGAGGCCGCUGUGGUGUCGGGGAAAAGGCCAAACAAGACCUAA
Messenger RNA from Volvox carteri f. nagariensis, 1533 nucleotides. RefSeq lists its product as uncharacterized. The transcript is spliced from 5 exons. Lineage: Eukaryota; Viridiplantae; Chlorophyta; Chlorophyceae; Chlamydomonadales; Volvocaceae. The record is from RefSeq and is a predicted model, not a curated record. Gene Ontology annotation, biological process: peptidyl-proline hydroxylation to 4-hydroxy-L-proline. The coding region runs from base 1 to 1533 and encodes 510 amino acids. Gene Ontology annotation, molecular function: iron ion binding; procollagen-proline 4-dioxygenase activity; L-ascorbic acid binding. Gene Ontology annotation, cellular component: endoplasmic reticulum.